UUUGGCGGGGAAUACGCACGCCAUUUUGUUCCGAUUGUCAGCUUGUGUUCGCCACGAGGGAAAAUUUGUUUUCACUUCAUGCAAUGGCUGGGUCGCCAAAGGAAAAUGAACCUUUCGACGAUGCUGUUGAAGAAAGGAUAAUCAAUGAGGAAUACAAAAUUUGGAAAAAGAAUACACCGUUUUUGUACGAUUUAGUAAUGACUCAUGCCUUGGAAUGGCCUAGCCUUACAGUUCAAUGGCUACCUGACGUUACUAAGCCAGAUGGAAAAGACUACUCAGUACAUAGAAUCAUUCUUGGAACUCACACGUCUGAUGAACAGAAUCACUUAGUCAUAGCAAGUGUACAAGUCCCUAGUGAUGAUUCUCAGCUAGACACAAGCCAUUAUGACAGUGAAAAAGGAGAGUUUGGAGGAUUUGGUUCUGUUACUGGUAAAAUAGACAUUGAAAUCAAAAUCAACCAUGAAGGUGAAGUGAACAGAGCGCGGUAUAUGCCACAAAAUCCUUGUAUUAUAGCAACAAAGACUCCAACAGCAGAUGUGCUUGUGUUUGACUACACUAAGCAUCCCUCUAAACCAGAUCCAAGUGGAGAGUGCCGUCCAGAUAUUAGACUCAAAGGUCAUACAAAAGAGGGUUACGGCUUGUCUUGGAAUCCCAACCUUAACGGCAAUCUUUUGAGUGCAUCAGAUGAUUAUACUGUUUGUCUCUGGGAUAUCAGCAAUAUAGCAAAGGAAGCAAAACAAAUGGAAGCCCAGCGUAUAUUUACCGGCCACACAGCAGUUGUGGAGGAUGUGUCUUGGCAUCUUUUACAUGAGAGUUUGUUUGGAUCAGUGGCUGAUGAUCACAAACUUAUGAUCUGGGAUACUCGCUCAAAUAACAGCUCCAAAGCAACACACACAGUGGAUGCCCACACGGCCGAAGUAAAUUGUCUGUCAUUUAAUCCAUACAGUGAGUUUAUUCUAGCAACAGGAUCAGCAGAUAAGACUGUGGCAUUAUGGGACUUAAGAAAUCUCAAACUAAAACUACAUUCCUUCGAGUCACACAAGGAUGAAAUAUUCCAGGUCCAAUGGUCACCGCAUAAUGAAACAAUCUUAGCUUCAAGUGGCACGGACAGAAGAUUGCAUGUCUGGGAUCUGAGCAAAAUUGGUGAGGAACAGUCAUCAGAAGAUGCUGAAGAUGGCCCCCCUGAGCUCCUGUUCAUUCAUGGUGGUCACACAGCCAAAAUUUCAGACUUCUCUUGGAAUGCAAAUGAACCUUGGGUUCUCUGCAGUGUCUCCGAGGACAACAUUAUGCAAGUGUGGCAGAUGGCUGAAAACAUUUAUAAUGAUGAGGAUCCUGACACUCCAGCCUCUGAGCUUGAGUCAGGUGCAUCAUGAAAGUUCUUGAGAAAAUAGCCUAUCAGUUAAAAUAUCAUCUGUGAAAAUCCUUUUAGCCUUGUACUGUUAAACUAUCCUUAUCAGAAGCAAAGUUUCUCAAAAUAGUCUUGUAGAGGAGGCCUUUACUACCCUAAUUAGCGAACCCAGUUCUUUCUUCAUUUAGGAAACACUUAGGCGGUGAGAUCUAGUGAGGUUGUUUACACUGUAAAUUUCUUCUCUUUCAACAACCUCCACAUCAACGGUGAGAAUAAUCUGAGUCAUGUUAGUAAAAUUACAAUCACUUUUAUGGAAAACGGCGUCUUAUGGACUGAAGCUACAUGGUUUUUUGACAGGGGAAGCUCUACGGCAAAGGAGUCGCUAAUACCACACGCAGGCUGUUUACAGUUGGUGUUAUAGCUAUCGGAAAAAUUCGGAGUUUAGAUCAGAAUCUUUCUGUGAUGUUAGCGCGCUCUGCUGCUAGGUUGUUCCUAGUCAAUUCAUACUGUACAAACGACAUUUCCUGAUGUUAAGGGAAAGGCUGCACACCUUCCUUGUGGUAAAACUUGGAUUUUUCUGUUAAAGAAACCCUAGAUGAGCUGUCACUGUUCUUACCAAUCAGUAAGAGUGUUAAACUGUUCUAUUGAAGAAACUAAAGAGGUUUUGUUCGUUUAUCUCUGAAACAGAAGCGUGGGUGUACUUUUCAAAUGCUCGCAAGUUGACUUUUACUUUAUAGGAUGCAUUUACAACUGCAAUUAAAAGUUUACCAUCACAAACUA
Messenger RNA from Pocillopora damicornis (cauliflower coral), 2128 nucleotides. Its product is annotated as histone-binding protein RBBP7. Lineage: Eukaryota; Metazoa; Cnidaria; Anthozoa; Scleractinia; Pocilloporidae. The record is from RefSeq and is a predicted model, not a curated record. Gene Ontology annotation, molecular function: protein binding.